Molecule: messenger RNA, 2033 nt
Organism: Paramacrobiotus metropolitanus
Lineage: Eukaryota; Metazoa; Tardigrada; Eutardigrada; Parachela; Macrobiotidae
Product: cytochrome P450 2B4-like
Exons: 7
Coding region: 307-1785 (492 amino acids)
Biological process (GO): xenobiotic metabolic process
Cellular component (GO): intracellular membrane-bounded organelle; cytoplasm
Molecular function (GO): iron ion binding; oxidoreductase activity, acting on paired donors, with incorporation or reduction of molecular oxygen, reduced flavin or flavoprotein as one donor, and incorporation of one atom of oxygen; heme binding
Source: RefSeq, a predicted model, not a curated record
GGCGUCACAAAUCUGCUGCAACUUAUGAACUAUAAGUAUCGUCAUUAUUGUUUUGGUUUGCAAAGGCCAAAUGAAUGAACAUGUUGUGAAACUAUCGCAGUUAUUACUCUAAACUCCAAAGCCUGGCGUUGCCUCAGUGCCUAGAUCUGCCUGUAUAGUUGCUGCUUAAUAAGUUAAACUCUUUUAUUGCGGUUAAAGCCUUUUCCCACACGUACUUGGAUUGCGGAUUUUACACGACUACCGUUAUAUCAUUACAAAGCUUUUCCCGCAUUUUUCUUGUGAAUCCUCCCAGAAUUUACCACUAAAAUGAUCGAAUUCGUUAUUGGAGGUAUAGUUUUGCUUCUGGGGUUGAUUUUUUUCCGAUCAGAACGACGAGCUGUCGACAAUCUACCGCCCGGACCUCCAGGUCUGCCGGUUGUGGGCAAUCUGCUACAACUGGGAAGAACGCCUCCGUUCAAGCGCUUCAUGGAAUGGCGGAAGACGUACGGUGACACGUUUCUGAUUCACAUGGGCAGCCGCUUCCCCAUGGUGGUCAUGCACGACUACGACACCAUCAAGAAAGUCCUGAAUGACGAGGUCACCACCGGGCGGGACCAGCGAUUUGUCUUUGUUAAAGAUUUUGCAGGAAAAGGUCUGAUAUUUACGCAAGGAGAUUUGUGGAAAGAACAGCGUCGCUUCGCUAUUUCCACGCUGCGCGACUUUGGCAUGGGCAAGACCUGGUUGGAAGACAAUAUUAUCGCCGAAGUCGAGGACAUGUGUGGUAUGCUGAGGAAGCUAAAUCGACAGCCCUUUGAUCCUAAAACAUUGUUAUCGCAUUCUGUGUCCAAUGUGAUUUGUGCUCUUGUUUUUGGAAAACGAUUCGACCAUUCCGAUGCAAAAUUCGGCAAACUAUCAACACUUUUUGCGGAGAACAUACGUGUUAUUGGUCCAGUUUUGGCAGUUGUGCAAGCGUUUCCCAUCUUGCGAUUUGUUCCCGGGCCAUUUCGCCGUGCCGUGAAAGUCGCCCGGCGAAACUUCGGCGAUCUAUACGCAUUCUGUAAACAGUUAAUUAAUGAGCACCAAAGCAAAUUCUCAUCGGAGAGUGCGGAUGAUUACAUUGAUGCCUACCUGAAAGAGGCCCAAGAGCAAAAACGCAAAGGAAUUGUUGACAGCACUUUUUCCGAACAGCAGCUGAUUAUUUCCGUAUUGAAUUUAUUCGCCGCCGGGACCGAAACGACAUCAACGACCACCCUUUGGGCGUUGGUUUUUCUCCUGGAGAAUCCCGACGUUAUGCGCAAGAUGCAGAAGGAAAUCGAUGACAACGUACCGCGCGAUCGCUCUAUUCGGAUGGAAGAUAAAGGUCUGCUGCCCUACACCGAAGCCGCAAUUCUGGAAAUCCAGCGCUGCGCCAGCCUUGUACCCUUAGGAGUGUUCCACCAAACUCUGGCGGAUACAGUGAUCGACGGAUACAACGUUCCCAAAGGCACACUGCUGGCCGCCAAUCUGUACAGUGUCCAUCACGAUCCACGCUAUUGGAAGAAUCCGACCUCCUUCGAUCCUAAUCAUUUUCUGGACGCUGACGGGAAAGUUGUACAUCCAGCUGCUGGGUUUGCUCCUUUUGAAGUCGGCAAAAGGUCAUGCCUGGGGGAGGCUUUGGCCAAGAUGGAACUGCAUCUCUUUAUUGCCAACAUUGUCAAGGAUUUCAGUCUAGAAAACGAACCGGGAAAGAAAGUUUCCCAUGAAAAUUUUGUGUCCAGCUUUGUUCUUGGUCCAUCGCCGUGUAAAAUGGUUUUCGUUCCACGAUGAACACGCCCUCAUUAUAUGUGGAGAGCGUUUUGUACUGAUGGUCUAUUACAUUUUGCGAAUGUCUCUAAAAUAACAGCAGAAAAUACAUAGUCGACUUGGAAAAGUUUUUUGUUGCGAUUCAUAAAGUGUCUGCAUGUCUGGCUUUCGUGCAAGCAUAUUCAUCCGCUUGUGAAUCUGCGCUGGCAGAUGGAACUUUGUAACUUCUUCUCAAGACUGAAAAAGGCAUGAGAAUAUUUUGCAAAAGUGGA